AUGUGUAUAUGGAAGGUGAAACGGAAGGAAGAGGGGAGGGAGGAGUGUCGCCGGUGCAUCAGGCCUCACCACCGCCGUCGCGCCGCCUUGGAGUCCGCAGUCAGAGUCGUGUCGCGCAGAGAAGAGGAGAAGAGGAACUCAUCGCGUCGCCGCCACCCACGGAGCUGCGAGCUGCGCCCAGUUGCCGUCGGGGUCACCGCGCCAUCGUCCUUGCCAGCUCCGAACGAGAAGCACGAUGGAGCUCCGCUUUUGCUUCCCUGGUUCGCCGUGAGUGAGCAUCGUGGGAGAGAGGACGACGCGAGUUGGAGGCUCGGUUGCUGCUGUGCUAUGGAGCAAACUGAACCGCGCCGCGCUGUUGGGGUUCUCACUGUCGCCGGAAAAGGAUUCAGGCCGCCGCAGGUGUCGCGGUUAGAGGAGGCUAAAUCGCUAAGAUAUUAA
Molecule: messenger RNA, 438 nt
Organism: Arachis ipaensis
Lineage: Eukaryota; Viridiplantae; Streptophyta; Magnoliopsida; Fabales; Fabaceae
Source: RefSeq, a predicted model, not a curated record